AUGAGACCAAUGUCCAGAGUUGAAAGUCAUUCCUUCCAAGAUAACACACCUGACGCGUCUGACACAAACACCGUACAUCAGACUUCCAGCACACAUGGUGACACACUUGAGACCAAUGUGGAACAAUCCUCUCCAGUUACAGCUGUUGAAGACCAACUGACAUGUACAGCCAGAGUUGAAAGUCCUUCCUUCCAAGAUAACACACCUGAUGCGUCUGACACAAAUACCGUACAUCAGACUUCCAGCACUGAAGGGGACACACUUGAGACCAAUGUGGAACAAUCCUCUCCAGUUACGGCUGUUGAAGACCAAGUGACAUUUCCUGAUAUAGUUGAAAGUCCUUCCUUCCAAGAUAACACACCUGAUGCGUCUGACACAAACACCGUACAUCAUACUUCCAGAAAGGAUUUUGACACACUUGAGACCAAUGUGGAACAAUCCUCUCCAGUUACAGCUGUUGAAAAGCAAGUAACAUUUCCUGAUAUAGUUGAAAGUCCUUCCUUUCAAGAUAACACACAGGGUACGUCUGACACAAACACCGUACAUCAGACUUCCAGCACCGACGGUGACACACUUGAGACCAAUGUGGAACAAUCCUCUCCAGUUACAGCUGUUGAAGACAAACUGACAUGUACAGCCAGUGUUGAAAGUCCUUCCUUCCAAGAUAACACAACUGAUGCGUCUGACACAAACACCGUACAUCAGACUUCCAGCACGGAUGGUGACACACUUGAGACCAAUGUUGAACAAUCCUCUCCAGUUACAGAUGUUGAAGACCAACUGACAUGUACAGCCAGAGUUGAAAGUCCUUCCUUCCAAGAUAACACACCUGAUGCGUCUGACACAAAUACCGUACAUCAGACUUCCAGCACUGAAGGGGACACACUUGAGACCAAUGUGGAACAAUCCUCUCCAGUUACGGCUGUUGAAGAGCAAGUAACAUUUCCUGAUAUAGUUGAAAGUCCUUCCUUUCAAGAUAACACACAGGGUACGUCUGACACAAACACCGUACAUCAGACUUCCAGCACCGACGGUGACACACUUGAGACCAAUGUGGAACAAUCCUCUCCAGUUACAGCUGUUGAAGACCAACUGACAUGUACAGCCAGUGUUGAAAGUCCUUCCUUCCAAGAUAACACAACUGAUGCGUCUGACAUAAACACCGUACAUCAGACUUCCAGCACGGAUGGAGACACACUUGAGACCAAUGUGGAACAAUCCUCUUCAGUUACUGCUGUUGAAGACCAACUGACAUGUACAGCCAGAGUUGAAAGUCCUUCAUUCCAAGAUAACACACCUGAUGCGUCUGACACAAACACCGUACAUCAGACUUCCAGCACAGAUGUUACAGCUGUUGAAGACCAACUGACAUGUACAGCCAGAGUUGAAAGUCCUUCCUUCCAAGAUAACACACCUGAUGCGUCUGACACAAACACCGUACAUCAGACUUCCAGCACAGAUGGUGACACUCUUAAGACCAAUUUGGAACAAAGCUCUACAGUUAAGGCUGUUGAAGACCAACUGACAUCCAGAGUUGAAAGUCCUUCCUUCCAAGAUAACACACCUGAUGCGUCUGACACAAAUACCGUACAUCAGACUUCCAGCACGGAUGGUGACACACUUGAGACCAAUGUUGAACAAUCCUCUCCAGUUACAGCUGUUGAAGACCAACUGACAUGUACAGCCAGAAUUGAAAGUCCUUCCUUCCAAGAUAACACACCUGAUGCGUCUGACACAAAUACCGUACAUCAGACUUCCAGAACUGAAGGGGACACACUUGAGACCAAUGUGGAACAAUCCUCUCCAGUUACGGCUGUUGAAGACCAAGUGACAUUUCCUGAUAUAGUUGAAAGUCCUUCCUUCCAAGAUAACACACCUGAUGCGUCUGACACAAACACCGUACAUCAUACUUCCAGAAAGGAUUUUGACACACUUGAGACCAAUGUGGAACAAUCCUCUCCAGUUACAGCUGUUGAAAAGCAAGUAACAUUUCCUGAUAUAGUUGAAAGUCCUUCCUUUCAAGAUAACACACAGGGUACGUCUGACACAAACACCGUACAUCAGACUUCCAGCACCGACGGUGACACACUUGAGACCAAUGUGGAACAAUCCUCUCCAGUUACAGCUGUUGAAGACAAACUGACAUGUACAGCCAGUGUUGAAAGUCCUUCCUUCCAAGAUAACACAACUGAUGCGUCUGACACAAACACCGUACAUCAGACUUCCAGCACGGAUGGUGACACACUUGAGACCAAUGUUGAACAAUCCUCUCCAGUUACAGCUGUUGAAGACCAACUGACAUGUACAGCCAGAGUUGAAAGUCCUUCCUUCCAAGAUAACACACCUGAUGCGUCUGACACAAAUACCGUACAUCAGACUUCCAGCACUGAAGGGGACACACUUGAGACCAAUGUGGAACAAUCCUCUCCAGUUACGGCUGUUGAAGAGCAAGUAACAUUUCCUGAUAUAGUUGAAAGUCCUUCCUUUCAAGAUAACACACAGGGUACGUCUGACACAAACACCGUACAUCAGACUUCCAGCACCGACGGUGACACACUUGAGACCAAUGUGGAACAAUCCUCUCCAGUUACAGCUGUUGAAGACCAACUGACAUGUACAGCCAGUGUUGAAAGUCCUUCCUUCCAAGAUAACACAACUGAUGCGUCUGACAUAAACACCGUACAUCAGACUUCCAGCACGGAUGGAGACACACUUGAGACCAAUGUGGAACAAUCCUCUUCAGUUACUGCUGUUGAAGACCAACUGACAUGUACAGCCAGAGUUGAAAGUCCUUCCUUCCAAGAUAACACACCUGAUGCGUCUGACACAAACACCGUACAUCAGACUUCCAGCACAGAUGUUACAGCUGUUGAAGACCAACUGACAUGUACAGCCAGAGUUGAAAGUCCUUCCUUCCAAGAUAACACACCUGAUGCGUCUGACACAAACACCGUACAUCAGACUUCCAGCACAGAUGGUGACACUCUUAAGACCAAUUUGGAACAAAGCUCUACAGUUAAGGCUGUUGAAGACCAACUGACAUGUACGGCCAGAGUUGAAAGUCCUUCCUUCCAAGAUAACACACCUGAUGCAUCUGACACAAACACCGUACAUCAGACUUCCAGCACACAUGAUAACACACCUGAUGCGUCUGACACAAAUACCGUACAUCAGACUUCCAGCACGGAUGGUGACACACUUGAGACCAAUGUUGAACAAUCCUCUCCAGUUACAGCUGUUGAAGACCAACUGACAUGUACAGCCAGAGUUGAAAGUCCUUCCUUCCAAGAUAACACACCUGAUGCGUCUGACACAAAUACCGUACAUCAGACUUCCAGAACUGAAGGGGACACACUUGAGACCAAUGUGGAACAAGCCUCUCCAGUUACGGCUGUUGAAGAGCAAGUGACAUUUCCUGAUAUAGUUGAAAGUCCUUCCUUCCAAGAUAACACACCUGAUGCGUCUGACACAAACACCGUACAUCAUACUUCCAGAAAGGAUGUAGACACACUUGAGACCAAUGUGGAACAAUCCUCUCCAGUUACACCUUUGAAAAGCAACACCGACGGUGACACACUUGAGACCAAUGUGGAACAAUCCUCUCCAGUUACAGCUGUUGAAGACCAACUGACAUGUACAGCCAGUGUUGAAAGUCCUUCCUUCCAAGAUAACACAACUGAUGCGUCUGACACAAACACCGUACAUCAGACUUCCAGCACGGAUGGUGACACACUUGAGACCAAUGUGGAACAAUCCUCUUCAGUUACUGCUGUUGAAGACCAACUGACAUGUACAGCCAGAGUUGAAAGUCCUUCCUUCCAAGAUAACACACCUGAUGCGUCUGACACAAACACCGUACAUCAGACUUCCAGCACAGAUGUUACAGCUGUUGAAGACCAACUGACAUGUACAGCCAGAGUUGAAAGUCCUUCCUUCCAAGAUAACACACCUGAUGCGUCUGACACAAACACCGUACAUCAGACUUCCAGCACAGAUGUUACAGCUGUUGAAGACCAACUGACAUGUACAGCCAGAGUUGAAAGUCCUUCCUUCCAAGAUAACACACCUGAUGCGUCUGACACAAACACCGUACAUCAGACUUCCAGCACAGAUGGUGACACUCUUAAGACCAAUUUGGAACAAAGCUCUACAGUUAAGGCUGUUGAAGACCAACUGACAUCCAGAGUUGAAAGUCCUUCCUUCCAAGAUAACACACCUGAUGCGUCUGACACAAAUACCGUACAUCAGACUUCCAGCACGGAUGGUGACACACUUGAGACCAAUGUUGAACAAUCCUCUCCAGUUACAGCUGUUGAAGACCAACUGACAUGUACAGCCAGAAUUGAAAGUCCUUCCUUCCAAGAUAACACACCUGAUGCGUCUGACACAAAUACCGUACAUCAGACUUCCAGAACUGAAGGGGACACACUUGAGACCAAUGUGGAACAAUCCUCUCCAGUUACGGCUGUUGAAGACCAAGUGACAUUUCCUGAUAUAGUUGAAAGUCCUUCCUUCCAAGAUAACACACCUGAUGCGUCUGACACAAACACCGUACAUCAUACUUCCAGAAAGGAUUUUGACACACUUGAGACCAAUGUGGAACAAUCCUCUCCAGUUACAGCUGUUGAAAAGCAAGUAACAUUUCCUGAUAUAGUUGAAAGUCCUUCCUUUCAAGAUAACACACAGGGUACGUCUGACACAAACACCGUACAUCAGACUUCCAGCACCGACGGUGACACACUUGAGACCAAUGUGGAACAAUCCUCUCCAGUUACAGCUGUUGAAGACAAACUGACAUGUACAGCCAGUGUUGAAAGUCCUUCCUUCCAAGAUAACACAACUGAUGCGUCUGACACAAACACCGUACAUCAGACUUCCAGCACGGAUGGUGACACACUUGAGACCAAUGUUGAACAAUCCUCUCCAGUUACAGCUGUUGAAGACCAACUGACAUGUACAGCCAGAGUUGAAAGUCCUUCCUUCCAAGAUAACACACCUGAUGCGUCUGACACAAAUACCGUACAUCAGACUUCCAGCACUGAAGGGGACACACUUGAGACCAAUGUGGAACAAUCCUCUCCAGUUACGGCUGUUGAAGAGCAAGUAACAUUUCCUGAUAUAGUUGAAAGUCCUUCCUUUCAAGAUAACACACAGGGUACGUCUGACACAAACACCGUACAUCAGACUUCCAGCACCGACGGUGACACACUUGAGACCAAUGUGGAACAAUCCUCUCCAGUUACAGCUGUUGAAGACCAACUGACAUGUACAGCCAGUGUUGAAAGUCCUUCCUUCCAAGAUAACACAACUGAUGCGUCUGACAUAAACACCGUACAUCAGACUUCCAGCACGGAUGGAGACACACUUGAGACCAAUGUGGAACAAUCCUCUUCAGUUACUGCUGUUGAAGACCAACUGACAUGUACAGCCAGAGUUGAAAGUCCUUCCUUCCAAGAUAACACACCUGAUGCGUCUGACACAAACACCGUACAUCAGACUUCCAGCACAGAUGUUACAGCUGUUGAAGACCAACUGACAUGUACAGCCAGAGUUGAAAGUCCUUCCUUCCAAGAUAACACACCUGAUGCGUCUGACACAAACACCGUACAUCAGACUUCCAGCACAGAUGGUGACACUCUUAAGACCAAUUUGGAACAAAGCUCUACAGUUAAGGCUGUUGAAGACCAACUGACAUGUACGGCCAGAGUUGAAAGUCCUUCCUUCCAAGAUAACACACCUGAUGCAUCUGACACAAACACCGUACAUCAGACUUCCAGCACACAUGAUAACACACCUGAUGCGUCUGACACAAAUACCGUACAUCAGACUUCCAGCACGGAUGGUGACACACUUGAGACCAAUGUUGAACAAUCCUCUCCAGUUACAGCUGUUGAAGACCAACUGACAUGUACAGCCAGAGUUGAAAGUCCUUCCUUCCAAGAUAACACACCUGAUGCGUCUGACACAAAUACCGUACAUCAGACUUCCAGAACUGAAGGGGACACACUUGAGACCAAUGUGGAACAAGCCUCUCCAGUUACGGCUGUUGAAGAGCAAGUGACAUUUCCUGAUAUAGUUGAAAGUCCUUCCUUCCAAGAUAACACACCUGAUGCGUCUGACACAAACACCGUACAUCAUACUUCCAGAAAGGAUGUAGACACACUUGAGACCAAUGUGGAACAAUCCUCUCCAGUUACACCUUUGAAAAGCAACACCGACGGUGACACACUUGAGACCAAUGUGGAACAAUCCUCUCCAGUUACAGCUGUUGAAGACCAACUGACAUGUACAGCCAGUGUUGAAAGUCCUUCCUUCCAAGAUAACACAACUGAUGCGUCUGACACAAACACCGUACAUCAGACUUCCAGCACGGAUGGUGACACACUUGAGACCAAUGUGGAACAAUCCUCUUCAGUUACUGCUGUUGAAGACCAACUGACAUGUACAGCCAGAGUUGAAAGUCCUUCCUUCCAAGAUAACACACCUGAUGCGUCUGACACAAACACCGUACAUCAGACUUCCAGCACAGAUGUUACAGCUGUUGAAGACCAACUGACAUGUACAGCCAGAGUUGAAAGUCCUUCCUUCCAAGAUAACACACCUGAUGCGUCUGACACAAACACCGUACAUCAGACUUCCAGCACAGAUGGUGACACACUUAAGACCAAUUUGGAACAAAGCUCUACAGUUAAGGCUGUUGAAGACCAACUGACAUCCAGAGUUGAAAGUCCUUCCUUCCAAGAUAACACACCUGAUGCGUCUGACACAAAUACCGUACAUCAGACUUCCAGCACUGAAGGGGACACACUUGAGACCAAUGUGGAACAAUCCUCUCCAGUUACGGCUGUUGAAGACCAAGUGACAUUUCCUGAUAUAGUUGAAAGUCCUUCCUUCCAAGAUAACACACCUGAUGCGUCUGACACAAACACCGUACAUCAUACUUCCAGAAAGGAUGUUGACACACUUGAGACCAAUGUGGAACAAUCCUCUCCAGUUACAGCUGUUGAAAAGCAAGUAACAUUUCCUGAUAUAGUUGAAAGUCCUUCCUUUCAAGAUAACACACAGGGUACGUCUGACACAAACACCGUACAUCAGACUUCCAGCACGGAUGGUGACACACUUGAGACCAAUGUGGAACAAUCCUCUUCAGUUACUGCUGUUGAAGACCAACUGACAUGUACAGCCAGAGUUGAAAGUCCUUCCUUCCGAGAUAACACACCUGAUGCGUCUGACACAAACACCGUACAUCAGACUUCCAGCACGGAUGGUGACACACUUGAGACCAAUGUGGAACUAUUCUUUUCAGUUACAGCUGUUAAAGACCAAGUGACAUUUCCUGGAAUAGUUGAAAGUCCUUCCUUCCAAGAUAACACAACUGAUGCAUUUGACACAAACACCAUACAUCAGACUUCCAGCACCGAUGGUGACACACUUGAAACCAUUGUGGAACAAUCCUCUCCAGUUACAGAUGUUGAAGACCAACUGACAUGUACAGCCAGAGUUGAAAGUCCUUCCUUCCAAGAUAACACACCUGAUGCAUCUGACACAAACACAGUACAUCAGACUUCCAGCACGGAUGGUGACACACUUGAGACCAAUGUGGAACAAUCCUCUCCAGUUACAGCUGUUGAUGACCAAGUGACAUUUCCUGAUAUAGUUGAAAGUCUGUUCUGGGAGGAUAACGCAGAUCCAUGUACUGAUGAUCGAGUAGACAGUAGUUCUUGUGAUGAUGGCUUUGAAACGGUCGACUUUCUUAUGCUGCAGCAGUUGAAAGAAGUAUUUGUGUUUCAGGAGAAAUAUGAAAAAUUACUCGAAGCAAACAGGGAGCCAGCAGUGACAUACACCAGCAAAGAUGUACCAGCUGUGCCAGAACAGGUGCAGGUGACAUGCAAGGAGUUGCCAGUGGAGCCACACUCAAGCAGUGAAGAGUCGGCCUAUAUGGAGGCAAAAAUUGAUGGAUGGAUAUAG
Mya arenaria is the source of this 7968-nucleotide messenger RNA. RefSeq names its product mucin-4-like. The record is from RefSeq and is a predicted model, not a curated record. The transcript has 17 exons. The coding region runs from base 1 to 7968 and encodes 2655 amino acids. NCBI's taxonomy places the organism in Eukaryota, Metazoa, Mollusca, Bivalvia, Myida, Myidae.